UCGCGCGUUUCCAGAUCUGUCCCCGAUAAUCGUUUAAGGCCGUUUGCGACGUCUGUGCUGCGUAUUAGACUGAACUGAAAAAAAAAAAAUGGCAUCGUCCUUGUCUCGUCUGCCCCAAGCAAUUCACGGGAUCGGCUCCCGUUCUGCGAAUGUGGUCAUUGUACUCCUAUCGCUGAUAGCUAUGUCUCAGAGUGAAAACAGCAAACUGGGAGUUGUGAACCUCUUUGCACAUGGCAAGGAUUUUUCAUUCUGUCUCAAAUACUACCCGAAGUUCAAGGGGUUGCCACAAGACAGAUCGGAAGCGCAAAGCGACCGACCCAUAGCGAACAUGGCGGCGCAGGACGGCUGCGAGCCGCUGCACGGAGUCAACCUGACCGGCACCGUGGUGCUCGCCAACGACAGCAGCCGCUGCCCACUUGAGACCGUAGCUCGAAACUACGGCAACGCCAACGCCUACGCGCUCAUUGUCGGCCUCUCCGACAACAAGCUCGACGACGCCAUUUAUGAAAGGAAAUCAUCGGAGCACCUCGAUAUAGUAGUUGGAUUUGUAAGCAGGAGGAGUUUUGUAGCUAUGUUGAAACUGAUGAUGCCAAAGGGGCCGCUGACGGGAUUACUGUUCACGAAGGAGUACGAGAUGGACACAAGCCUGAUACUAGUGUGGUUCAUUGCCACUUUCAGCGUAGCGGCUGGCGCUUUUUGGGCAGGAACCGUCAGUCAUCAGAUCUACCGCUACCACGUGCACAGAGCGAGAAAGCUGGCAUCUGCCCCUCCUCGACGAGCACAAAUCGAAGCGCGCAGGCCAAGCCAGCCCGCUGCUGGUGUAGCUGACGCCGGGGCUGAUGCUGGUGGUGCUGGUGGUGCCGGUGCUGGUGGUGGCGCUGCUGGCGCCGUUGGCGGGGCCGCCAGACGCGGUGCCGGUGACGCGGACAAGCGUCUGAGUGAAACCAGCUUCGUAGAAGCGGUCGACAUCGAGCUCACACCCGUCGCCGUCCUCGUCUUCGUGGUGUUCAUGUCCUCCUCGCUCGUCAUCAUCUACCUGCUCAUCAAGUACAUCGUGUACGUCAUUAUAGGAAUGUUCGUGCUGGCAUCGUCCGUCGCCCUCGUUGGCGUGCUCGAACCUCUGGUCUACAGGCUUCCUGUCGGCACUACAAAGCUGCCCACCUACAUGCUACCCUGCUUCUACGUCGAAAUGGAAGUGCGGCAGCUGUGCCUGAUUGUGCUCUCCGUGAGCGUGGCCUUCUCUUUUGUCGUGAUCCGGCACCACCCGAAAUCCUGGCUCCUGCAGGACGCCCUCGGCGUCAUAUUCUGCAUCUACAUGAUCAAGACCCUGCGCAUGCCCAAUCUCAUGGUUAUCGCCGUUUUGUUGGUCUUGCUCUUCUUUUACGACAUAUUCUUCGUCUUUCUCACGCCGUUCAUUCUACCAAAAUCGGACCCGCACAACGAUACCAAUAGCUUCGCGAAGUCAUCAGGGAGAGGCGACAGCAUCAUGGUGGAAGUAGCCCGAGGCGGUGGCACCGAUGAGAUGAUCCCGAUGGUGAUGCGGGUUCCUCGGUUCGGCAACCACGACCUCGCUGCUUGCUUCGGGGAAUGGUCGCUGCUCGGACUCGGCGAUAUCCUUAUUCCCGGGUUCCUGGUUGCCUAUGUGCACAGUUUCGACCUCGUCGCGACUGGGCGCCGCUUGUAUUACACUACGACAGUCAUCGCCUAUAGCGUGGGCCUGGUGGUGACCUUCCUGGCGCUGUACUUCAUGAAGACCGCCCAGCCGGCGCUGCUCUACCUCGUACCUGCAACGCUGAUCCCCGUCGUUCUCAUCGCCCGACAUCGUGGAGAGUUGCGCGAGAUCUGGUACGGACUGAAGCCUGAGACGCCUCAGCCGUCGGAGGAGGAAGACGAGCCUCCUGCGGUCCCGAGGAAAGGCUCCGAGCGCCAGGGCCCGGCUGACGCGAAGGAACAAGGAAAGGCGCAGGAGCGGCGCAAAUCCCGCGAGCCCUCGGAAGUCGGCGAUGCCCCAGAGACCCGUGGCACUGCCAGAAAGCCUCCCUCCGCCGGAUCGGUGGCGGCGACUUCGCCACAGCGGGUCGUGGGCCCCGCGAUUCGUUCUCCCACAGGCGCUGCGUCCGGGGCUGCAGUUCCGCCGCCCGCGUUGUUGGGCACCAUGUUUACAGUGGGACUACGCUAGAUGAAAAAAGAAAAAGUCGCUUCUCGAAAAACGCGUACACUCUCGGCGACUCCGACUCGUGUUUGUCUUUUUAAAAUACCGUACAUGUCGACGUGUACGCUUGGCUGCAAGCUCGUGUUCUGCAUGGUUUAGCAGUGAAUUGCAACUUGAUGGCUAA
Molecule: messenger RNA, 2336 nt
Organism: Dermacentor albipictus
Lineage: Eukaryota; Metazoa; Arthropoda; Arachnida; Ixodida; Ixodidae
Product: signal peptide peptidase-like 2B
Biological process (GO): membrane protein proteolysis
Cellular component (GO): lysosomal membrane; lumenal side of endoplasmic reticulum membrane; cytoplasmic side of endoplasmic reticulum membrane
Molecular function (GO): aspartic endopeptidase activity, intramembrane cleaving
Source: RefSeq, a predicted model, not a curated record